CCACGUAUAUCGCAAAUGAGAACGGGUGGGUCCGUAAUGUACAGUAGGAAAAUAACUGCUUUCUCGAGGUCCAGGUUGAGGCCUGCAUGUUAAAGAUCCCCUUCCUCCCAUCCUGAAUCUCAUCGUGAUGACUGAGGAUCAACAACAACAUGAUCAGCACCCGAAGCUGGGCUCUGGAAUAAGCACCUUACCAUCCCUAGUUCCUGGACUGCAAGGGACUGAGGCCAGUGCGUUGCAGCUCAAAAUAAAGAAUUCCAUCUGUAAAUCUGUACAGUCAAAGGUGGACAGUAUUUUGCAAGAUGUGGAGACGUUUACAGACAUCGAGAAACUCUACCUCUACCUUAAGUUGCCUUCUGGUCCCAGCAACAGUGAAAAAAGUGAUCAGAGCUCCAUGUCAUCAAGCCGCACUCAGCAGAUGCACGCGUUCAACUGGAUUCGCAGUCACCUAGAGGAACACCCAGAAACCUCUCUGCCCAAACAGGAGGUCUAUGACGAGUACAAGAGCUAUUGUGACAAUCUCUGCUACCACCCACUGAGUGCAGCGGACUUUGGAAAGAUCAUGAAAAAUGUAUUUCCAAACAUGAAGGCACGUCGACUUGGUAUGAGAGGCAAAUCAAAGUACUGCUAUAGUGGACUGAGGAAGAAAGCCUUUGUCCACAUGCCAUCUUUACCCAACCUGGAGUUACAUAAAACAGGGGACGGGUGUGAGGUGCUGGAGGCCUCAGGUCAGCUGUGCAGUGCGGAGGAGGAGGUGCGCUCUGCGGCCUGUGGCCUGGUGUGUGAGUGGGCCCAGAAGGUGCUGAGCCGCCAGUUUGAUGCUGUGGAGGACCUGGCUCGCUUCCUCCUCAACAGCCACUACAUCGGCACCAAAUCUGUGGCAGCCCUUACUGUCAUGACUGGUACACCAACAGGAGUUAAAAUGCCACUGCCAUCCUCAGCAUUCGGACCAACAGCUGAAGCCCACUCCUUCCAGUCCCAAGUGAAGACCCUGCCCUCUCCCUCCAUCGAUGCCAAGCAGCAGCUCCAGCGGAAGAUCCAGAAGAAGCAGCAGGAGCAGAUGCUGCACUCCCCCCUCCCCGGAGAGGCUCAGGCCAGGCGGGCUGACGGGGGCACGCCUGGGGUCGGCUCCAUUACCUGUAGAAGCCCAGCCCUGCUCUCCCCACAUCCCACCAUUGGCAUUAUGGUAGCUGCAGUCCCCAGCCCCAUCACGGUACAAAGGAGCAGGCAGCUGAUGUCCCCCAGUCCUGUGGGAACAUCGGAGGGCAAGAUUCUGCCUGUCAACUUCCAAGUGGUGACCCAGUCAAUGCAGCCUGUCAAGUGUCCCAAGACCCCUCAGAAUAUCCCAGCCAGCCCUGUGGGGGACCGCUCUUCUCGCCACCGCUAUGCCCAGAUCCUGCCUAAACCCUCAGCCACCAGCGCCAUCACCCUGCGCUCGCCCCCCACCCUGCUCAUCACCAACAGCCCCAUCAAGACCGUGAUGCAGCCCACACCCCACAUCAGCUCUGUCAACGUGGUCAAGAUGACCACCAUAUCCCUGGCUCCCAACUGCAGCACUACAACCACCCUAACCAACACCACCUUAAGGCCUGCCUCUGCUGGCAUGGGCAGCACUGUAGCCCUGGAGGAGAGCAGACCCAGCCCACGGGCCAGGAGUGGCUCUGCAGCCCCCAUCCUGUCCCCCUUAGCCAGGUCAGGCCGGGCCACCACCACCCCUACCAUCGACAUCAAGAUGAUGGUGGGUGAAGCCAUAAGUGAGGGCAGUCCGGCCCUGGGUGCUAGCAGGCUUACUAUAACUCAGGAAGCUGCAGGGGGCCAGAGGGCUGGAGGAGCUAUACCAAGAGCUGCCAGUGUGCCCAUGCCUCACACUAAAGGCUCCCUGGGACCGGAGGCAAUGACUGGAACCAAUUGCAAUGGCAAGUCCUCUUUGCGCAACAACACUGUGGCAGCUACAGCUGGUAGCAAUAAUAACACCAAUAACGAAAGUACUUCAUAUUUGACAGUCUCCAAUCAGAAUACCAGCACCACUCUGUCACCCAAUGGCGGCACUGUUGCCACAUCACUCAUCACCUCCAAGAGCCCCAGGAAGCGCCCAGGCGUCGGCCCAGAGUCUUAUCCCACGCCUGUCAAAAGGGUCUUCAUCUCCCAGCAACCUCUUGGGGGCUCCGAUGGUUACAGACAUGGGAUUGGUGCAGGAGUGAAGAAACUCCCCAGGGUAGGAACCCCAGUCAGACCUGAAAGUGCACCAGCCAUCGGAAAAGUUACUUUGAAACUGAACUCUACUGUCCCAACUCGAAUUCUGUCACUCUCUGAUUCCCCCAUCGGAACCAGAGGCUUCCAGACUGUUGUCAAGCCACAGAUCUCCGUGCAGGGAAGAGACACUCUGACCACCAAGGACACUAGCAGCAUCGGCAACGUUAGUGCCCCGGCUGGUCAUGCACGAAUUCAGCACCAGCAGCACAUGACGGGUAACAUGCAAGGCAUGCCCAACAGCUCUGCCCUACUGGAGCAGUCUGCUGUGAGUGACCUGAGGAACACCAUGUGGGUUGGGGGCCAGCUGGAGGGAGGUAAGCAACAGCAGCAGCAGGCCUACGCCCAGCAGAUCACAGACCACAAGCAGGCAUCCACACCGGUCAUGGAGCCCCUGGCCAUGUUGGGCCAGGCCCCAGCCUCUAGCCAGCUCUCCAUGCAGACAGACAUGGACUACUUCCAUUUCAAUGAUGACGAUAUGACCCAGGACAGCAUUGUGGAGGAGCUGGUGCAGAUGGAGGAGCAGAUGAAGCUCAACAGCAGUCUGCAGGCCUUCGGAGCUGACGUGACGCUGCAAGGCCAUCAGUCUGUAAUACAGGGCAACAUGAUGUCCUCCAACCAGACAGUGACCCAUUACUACCAAUCAGUACACAGCAGCACCACCCCUGUCCACACCCCCACCCCAACUCCCACCCCCACAUCCACCUCUGAGAUGAUGGGAGGAGGCCAGGGCCUGACUAGGGAGAGCCCCUGCUCCCGCAUGGCCCCCACCACCCCGGUGGACAGUGCCCUGGGGAGCAGCCGACACACCCCCAUCGGCACUCCACACUCCAACUGCAGCGGCAGCGUGCCCCCCAGCCCUGUGGAGUGCAGGAAUCCCUUUGCCUUCACUCCCAUUAACUCCAGCAUUACAGGCUACCACGACGGCAGCAUUGUCUCCAGCAGCCCCGUCAAGCCCAUGCAGAGGCCCAUGGCUACUCACCCAGACAAGGCCAAACUGGAGUGGAUGAACAAUGGUUACAACAACAGCGGGGGGAACUCCAUCAACGGCAUCAGUAUCCUCCCCAGCUAUCAGGACCUGGUCGACGACCACUUCCGAAAGCCCCAUGCCUUCGCCAUCCCUGGCCAGUCCUAUCAGUCUCAGACGAGGCACCACGACGGACACUACGGCCGCCUGACACCCAUCUCUCCGGUGCAGCAGCAGGCAGCCAGUAUGGCCAACCUGAACAAGCAGGAGGGCUUUGCUGUGCCCGCCCCUCUGGACAACAAGACCAUCAGCACAUCCUCAGCAGGCGGGACCUUCCGCUGUCGUAGUGUGAGCCCUGCCGUGCGCCAGCAAAACCUGAGUGGCAACCAGGGUCUGCAGAACAUCCCCCGAACAGUGGUGUCCCCCUUCACCUCCCCCGUGACCCCCGAGAUGAUCAACAUCUUCGCCAACAGCCAUGGGGACGUCAGCAGCAUGGCACAGAGGAGCCAGUCUGUGCCUGUCAACGUGAUGAUGCAGACGGAGGUGCUGCCCAUGCAGGGCCAGACCAACAGCAAAAAUAUCACCAACGUGCUCCUGAGCAAGAUGGAUGGGGACAGUGACGACGCGGUGCGGGGCCUGGGUAUCAACAGCCUGCCGUCCAACUACACAGCCCGCUUGAACCUCACCCACAUCUUAGAGACCACUCCCAGCUUCCCCAGCAGUGCCAACCAUCAGACUCUGAUGACUUCCAACACUCAGAAUGCGUACGAGUUUCAGAAGGCCGGUUACCUCAUGAAGAACUCUAGGAACGAACAGAUGAUUCUCUCAGCAGGUGACAGCCAAGCACAAUCAGCUACUGGAGAACAGCAGCAUCAGCAGAGCCAGCCUAUGCUGCUGGCCCAGAACCUUCAGCAGCAACAACAACAGCUGCAGCUAGAUUUCAGCACCACCGUUAAAGACCUCUUAGCAGACGGCUGCCUUACUCCUGGCAAUAGGCUCGUGGGACAGGUGUCAGAACUCAACGCUGUGGGGUCUGAUUUUCGACUGACCUCUGAUCUUUCCAAUAGCAUCAAUGACCUGAACAAUUUGGACACAAACCUUCUGUUUGACCCCAAUCAGCAGCAGGGACAAUAUGAAGACUCUACACUGGAGGAACUGAAGAAUGAUCCGCUGUUCCAGCAGAUUUGCAGCGAGACUGCGAAUUCCAAUGGAUUUGAUUGGCUGGAAAGUAAAGACCAGCCCACAGUCGGGUUAAUGGGUUAAUAUGGGCUCUGCUUUUAUUUCAUGAAGGUAAAAUGGUUUGUUUAUACCUAUUGUUUUGUUAAAAUCUUCUUUGUAAUUAUUCACAUUGACAUUGUAUAGCACACUGCAACACUCUGGAUACAAUGACUUUUGUCCAGUCUGUGCCAGGCUGAACAGAAAUGAUCACUCUUAUAAAUAUGCUGGUUUUCUCUCACAGCUCAUCGCUGGUGCUGACUCAUCCAUUUCUCCCUCUUCAGACAUCAUAAAGUCAUUCAAGAGCAUUUAAAUCAAGACCGUAGAAUAACAAUAACAUUAUUUUUACAUUUUCAGAAGGACAGGAUAUAAAGAGAUAAAGAUCUCUUAAAGAUUACCAAACAUCUAUCUGUAGACUAUCAUUUUGGAUAAUGAUUUUGUUCAGGAGCUGUUGACUAAAACAAGAGGUUUGGCAAAUAAUUGGCAACUGUUCCUCCCUCUGUAAAUAGUUUUACUUCCAUUGAGGUAGAUCUGAAGAUAGACUUUAUCAGACAAAUCAUUUGGAAUUGCUUUAGAAGCAUACUGUUGUGCAAGAACAUUAAAUGGGGUGUAUGCUCACCUAAUAUGCCCCUGUACCUCUCAAUGAAGAGUUGAGAUGCCUUGAGACGGCAUUUGCAGUAGCAUGCACUGGUACUAAUGUUUCUCAUUGCCGUUUCAAGUCUUCUUAAGGAUUGCAGGUGCAAGAUAUACCAAAAUCAAUCAAUGGCUAAAAAAAAAUCCCCCAUAAUCUGUAAAUAAAAAUGUAUCGUUGGUCUACUUAAAGAACCAUGUUUUAUGUAUUUCCACACUGAGGUUGGAAUAAUACUGUGAAAAUGAUAAUGCCCUUUUAGUGUAGGAGCUGUUUGAAAAGACUGCCUGAAAUUUCAGCCUGUUUAGGUG
Salvelinus namaycush (lake trout) is the source of this 5368-nucleotide messenger RNA. It is a transcript of the gene rfx7a, whose product is annotated as regulatory factor X7a. The record is from RefSeq and is a predicted model, not a curated record. Gene Ontology annotation, biological process: regulation of transcription by RNA polymerase II. Gene Ontology annotation, molecular function: DNA-binding transcription factor activity, RNA polymerase II-specific; RNA polymerase II cis-regulatory region sequence-specific DNA binding. Bases 128 to 4477 code for a protein of 1449 amino acids. Lineage: Eukaryota; Metazoa; Chordata; Actinopteri; Salmoniformes; Salmonidae. The transcript has 9 exons.